Molecule: messenger RNA, 2622 nt
Organism: Microcebus murinus (gray mouse lemur)
Lineage: Eukaryota; Metazoa; Chordata; Mammalia; Primates; Cheirogaleidae
Source: RefSeq, a predicted model, not a curated record
GCUGCCCUCAUAGAAUGAGUUUGGAAGAAUUACCUCCACUUCAAUAUUUUGGAAUGGUUUGAGAAGAAUUGGUAUUAGUUCUUUAAAAGUUCAAUAGAAUUCAGCUGUGAAGACAUCUGGUCCUGGACUUUCUUUGCUGGGAGAUGUCUUAUUCUUGUUAUUAUUGGUUUGCUCAUGCUUUCUGUUUCUUCCCACUUCAAUCUUAGUAUGUUGUAUGUGUUUAUUUAUUUGCUAAUUUACUGACAUAUAUUUGACAUAAUAGUCUCUAAUGAUGCUUUGCAUUUCAGUGGUGUCAGUUGUGAAGACUUCUUUUUCUAUUGAUUUAAAAAAAAUGGUUUUAUUAACACCAAAGGGAUGAAUACAGUUCUCAAAUAGAAGCUCCAAGAGCCCUUGUUUCAUUGGCAAUCAGGUGUGCUGUCUUUUGUGUGGUUAUUAUUUCUAUGGUAACUGAGGCCUACUGACCUAACAAAGGGUCACUGACUCUAGAAUCCAGUUACAGAUUAUUGAACAAAGGCAUUUUCUUGGGAGGAUGUACUGAAAAUUGACAGAAGGCAGGGAGAGAACGGGAAAUAUACCCAUGGGGCUGCAGCCUGAUACUCUGCUGGCUUUUGCUUUGGGAGUUUAGGACACCAUGGCUGCUUCCUCCAUGACUGUGGGAAGGAGAGAUCUUAAAGAAAGGAGCAAAUUACAGGGAGAAGGGAAGGGAAUUCAUAUAAAGUAAAACCAUAAAACAAGAUUUAGACAAAAAGUCUGCAGAGCUGAAGAUGGAUCAGGCUUUGCUAGUCAUCCAUAAUGAACUACUCGAGACAAACUUGACUGUCUACUGGAAAUCUGAAUGGUGCUAUCAGUGCUUGUUCCAGGUGCUGGUCAUUGUCUCUCAGAGUGGAAAGCCCGGCGUGCCCAGCUUUGCAGCUGUCUCUGUCUCCACCCAGCACGGCUCCAUCCUGCAGCUGAACGAUACCCUGGAAGAGAAAGAAAUUUGUAGGCUGGAAUACAAAUUUGGAGAAUUUGGAAACUAUUCUCUUUUGGUAAAGCACAUCCAUAAUGGAGUCAAUGAGAUUGCCUGUGACCUAGUUGUCAACAAGAAUCCAGUUGAUAGUAAUCUUCCCGUGAGUGUUGCAUUCCUCAUUGGUCUAGCACUCAUCAUUGUGAUAUCCCUUCUGAGGCUCUUGUUUAGUUUGGACGACUUUAAUAAUUGGAUUUCUAAGGCAAUAAAUUCUCAAGAAACCGAUCGCCUGAUCAAUUCUGAGCUGGGAUCUCCAAGCAGGGCAGACCGUCUGGGCGACGACAUCCAGCCAGCCACGUGGCGCCCGUCUACGCCUCCACCCCGCCUCCGCUGUGUGGACACAUUCCGGGGGAUAUCUCUCAUACUCAUGGUCUUCAUCAAUUACGGAGGAGGAAAAUACUGGUACUUCAAGCAUGCGAGUUGGAAUGGACUGACAGUGGCUGACCUUGUUUUCCCAUGGUUUGUAUUUAUUAUGGGAUCUUCAAUUUUUCUAUCAAUGACAUCUAUACUGCAACGGGGAUGUUCAAAAUUCAGAUUGCUGGGGAAAAUUGCAUGGAGGAGUUUCCUGUUAAUCUGUAUAGGAAUUAUCAUUGUGAACCCCAAUUAUUGCCUUGGUCCAUUGUCUUGGGAGAAGGUGCGAAUUCCCGGUGUUCUGCAGCGGUUGGGGGUGACUUACUUUGCAGUUGCUGUGUUGGAGCUUCUCUUUGCUAAACCUGUGCCUGAAAAUUGUGCCUCGGAGAGGAGCUGCUUUUCUCUUGGAGACGUCACGUCCUCCUGGCCCCAGUGGCUCCUCAUUCUGAUGCUGGAAAGCAUCUGGCUGGGAUUAACAUUCUUCCUGCCGGUUCCUGGGUGCCCUACUGGUUAUCUUGGCCCCGGUGGCAUCGGAGACUUGGGGAAGUAUCCAAAUUGCACCGGAGGAGCUGCUGGCUACAUCGACCGCCUGCUGCUGGGGGAUGGCCACCUUUACCAGCACCCUUCUUCCGCAGCACUUUAUCACACGGAGGUGGCCUAUGAUCCAGAAGGAAUCCUAGGGACCAUCAACUCCAUUGUGAUGGCCUUUUUGGGAGUUCAGGCAGGAAAAAUACUAUUGUACUACAAGGAUCAGACCAAAGCCAUCCUGAUCAGAUUCACUGCCUGGGGUUGUAUUCUAGGGCUUAUUUCUGUUGCUUUGACAAAAGUUUCUGAAAACGAAGGCUUUAUUCCAGUGAACAAAAACCUCUGGUCCAUCUCGUACAUCACCACGCUCAGCUCUUUUGCCUUCUUCAUCCUGCUGGUCCUGUACCCGGUCGUGGAUGUGAGGGGGCUAUGGACAGGAGCCCCGUUCUUUUAUCCAGGAAUGAAUUCUAUUCUGGUGUAUGUAGGCCACGAGGUGUUUGAGAACUACUUCCCCUUUCAGUGGAAGCUGGAGGAUAACCAGUCGCACAAGGAACAUCUAACUCAGAACAUAGUUGCCACUGCUAUCUGGGUGCUCAUUGCCUACAUUCUGUAUAGAAAGAAGAUUUUUUGGAAAAUCUGAUAGGUCCUGCUAAGAUGUGUUGCUGGAAGACUCUAGUGGACUGGGGGAAAGUAUUAAAGCAACCUUUAUUAUUAAAGGGAAUCAUUAAUUAUAAAAUCAA